Arabidopsis arenosa is the source of this 811-nucleotide messenger RNA. Lineage: Eukaryota; Viridiplantae; Streptophyta; Magnoliopsida; Brassicales; Brassicaceae. The record is from the annotation of a GenBank genome assembly.
ACAUGAAUAAUCAAAAUCCUUUAUUAUUCCUCCAUUACUUCAUCUCUCUCUCUCGAUCUCUAUCACUUUCUAAGAUCAAAGAAGAAAGAUGUCCAAAGCUACCGUAGAACUCGAUUUCCUUGGUCUCGAGAAGAAGCAAACCAACAACGCUCCUAAGCCUAAGUUCCAGAAAUUUCUCGACCGCCGUCGUAGUUUCCGAGAAAUUCAAGGUGCGAUUUCGAAAAUCGAUCCGGAGAUUAUCAAAUCACUGUUAGCUUCCGGUGCUAACCAAUCCGAUUCAUCAGCCAAAACUCGUUCGGUUCCGUCUACACCAAGAGAAGAUCAACCUCAGAUCCCGAUUUCUCCGCUCCACGCGCCUCUCGCCAGGUCCAGUACGGAAGUCGUUUCGGGAACUGUUCCUAUGACGAUCUUUUACAAUGGAACCGUCUCCGUUUUCCAAGUGUCUCGUAACAAGGCUGAUGAAAUUAUGAAAGUCGCUACGGAAACAGCUUCUAGGAAAGACGAAUCAUCGAUGGAGACAGAUCUUUCGGUAAUUCCCCCGACCACUCUAAGACCAACAAAGCUCUUUGGCCAGAAUCUAGAAGGAGAUCUUCCCAUCGCAAGGAGAAAAUCACUGCAACGUUUUCUCGAGAAGCGCAAGGAGAGAUUAGUAUCAACAUCUCCUUACUAUCCGACAUCGGCCUAAACGAUCUCUUUUUAGAUUGGGACAUGGACCAAAUUUGUCAUUUUCACUCACACUUGGAUGUUAGUUUUGCAUUUGGCUUCUUCCCAAUCUCUUUUGAAGCCUUCUUCGUCGUUGCUAAAUCGUAUA